Daldinia childiae is the source of this 1488-nucleotide messenger RNA. RefSeq lists its product as uncharacterized. The transcript has 5 exons. Bases 1 to 1488 code for a protein of 495 amino acids. Gene Ontology annotation, cellular component: Cul4-RING E3 ubiquitin ligase complex. Gene Ontology annotation, molecular function: protein binding. Lineage: Eukaryota; Fungi; Ascomycota; Sordariomycetes; Xylariales; Hypoxylaceae. The record is from RefSeq and is a predicted model, not a curated record.
AUGCCUCCCAGAGAGAUUCCAGGAUAUUAUUGGGAUAAGGAUAAGAAGCGUUACUUCAAAAUCGAACAGCGCAAGACGGCGCCGAGAAAUGCAGUCUGGUCUUCUGAUAGUGUCAAGAAGCGUAAGGUCGAGGACGCAGAGGCUGCUGAGCAUGCCCAUCAAGUUGUGCUGAACAAGAAGCGCAUUGUUCGUUCCGAGACCCUGGAGCACCCUCUCAUCGGCGGCUUCCUAAACCGUGAGUUUGGUGUGCCUAGACGCGAUCAUAUCGCAACUUCUUUUUCGCAUGGCAUAGUUGAGAAGGGUGCUGUUGAGUUCACCUGGGGCCCACAGCAAACCGCGCUCACCCACAUGGUCGUCACCAACAAAGGUCCCAAAGGACUAUGCAAAGUCUACGCAAGUCCCGAUGGAAGAGUAUGUGAUUCGGCCUAUACCUUGAGAGACAUCGAGUCAGGCAGACUAGGUUCAAAGUUCCGUGCCCGGUUACAUGACGGCCAGUUGAAUGAUGCACAAGCCCUUCAUCUAGGACCAACCCACGAAGCUGUCCCAUCGCCGAUGGCAAGCAUCGGCUAUAGCAGCAAAUAUGAUGCCACUAUUGUUAUCCCUCGCCAGUUCCAAAGACCUGACCCCGUCUUCGUUCGCUUCAACAGAGAUGCACACAACGUACUAGCAAAUAACCUCAUAACCCGCCAGCCCCCCGUCAACCCCCUCCGCCAUAUAGAGACCCACCUUCCAUGGAGUACUAACUUUUCUACAUGCCGAGAUCAGAUAGAGGCCCUCUCAUUAUGCAUAGCUCCAUCUACCAACUCCGAUCUACUUUGCGUAAUUGGUACGACUCACGGCCUAGUCUACUACAACAAUCUCGGAUACAUGGCAGUGCCGUUUGCCCUAGGUAGCUUCAACCUCAGCGACCCCAAGGGCCGACCCCCCACCGCCGAUACCUUUGGUAUCACAUUCAAGGAUCCCAACAUUCUCUUGUUCGGCGGUCGUCCUGGCCGUUUGUUCACUGGGGACCUACGGUGUGAAUAUCCCAAAUGGACCAAUAUUAGGGUCCGCGACACCAUCACCCAUGUCAAACAAGUCGGCGAGCACAAAGUCCUGGUUGCCGGCCUACGAAACAUGCUCUCCGUCUUCGACACUCGCUAUUAUGCAUCUGAGCACCUGCAUACAAAACCCAGGACCACAACCACCCCCUUCCUCCAGAUCGCUGGCUAUAAGAACGGCCCGUACCUCGAUCUCGGGCUGGAUGUGGAUAGGGACUCGGGUGUUGUGGCAGCGGCCCAUGAUGAUGGGAAGAUGGCGCUGUACUCAGUGCACACCGGGCGUCGACUCCGCUGUGCGGAUGUCGAUGGGAUUGCAGCGGGGAGCCCGAUCCACUGUGUCCAGUGGGAGACGUUUGUUGGCGAUAAUGCGCCGAGCUUAUUCGUGGGCGCGGAUCACCGCGUCGGGGUUUACUCGUUUGGGGUUAGGGACCCUGACGCGGAUGAGUAG